CCACCUUUUCUGCUUGCUUCGAUGUGCUUAUAGCUCAGUCCCCAUGCCGCAGUUACUGACCUUCUCUCACCAGCCAUGAACGCUCGCAGAGAGGGAAUUGACUUCUCUACUCAGAGUUCCUUCAGCAGCGUGCCUUACAGCAACUAUGAUCCCGCUCUACAGCGCUUGCAAGACCAUCCCAACUUCACAGCCAGCGUACUCGUGACCGUCUCAUCUGUAUAUUUGAUAUUGAACUACCUCGGCUUACUUCCCUUUUCGCUGGCUCGUAUCGUAUGGAAUUUAGUGGUCCGCCUGACCCCGUCGCGCCUGGUCGCCGCACUCGACGCCACACAACCCGACUCGGCAGACUCGUCGUUGUCCUCUUCUUCCUCGUCGAUGAGCUUCGAAGCGAAAAGCGAGGCGAUGCGACGGAUCCUUGGUCUCGACAAUGGAUUUCUCUCUGCCCUCCUACCUCACGCGUCGACCUUCCCGGGCUUCAGCACCUCGCUUCUGAGCGGCAAGGACAAUCUUCCACCGGGUCUGGGCAACUGGGACAACUCAUGCUACCAGAACAGCAUCAUUCAGGGACUGGCCUCCCUGCACUCGCUGGAGGACUUUCUGGACAAGAACCUUGAGGACUUGGGCCAGCGGUCCUCGUUCUCGACCCACCAGGCCCUGAAGGAGAUAAUCGAGCGGCUGAACAGCGCAGAGAGCUACGGCCAGCGGCUGUGGACGCCGCCGGACUUGAAGUCGAUGAGCAGCUGGCAGCAGCAGGAUGCGCAGGAAUACUUCGCGAAGAUGGUGGAUCAGCUGGACCUGGAGGUGCGGCAAGCGACGCGGCGGCAGACGCGCAACCUGGGCCUGAAAAUGGCUGGACCGCAGGAGCAUGUCAUUGGAACCGAUGAGGGUUCCCCCUUGGUGCAGGUGGAGCGCACUAGGGAUCUGCGGUCGGCCACCGAACCCCAGCUCGUGGAGAACCCGCUGGAAGGCCUUCUCGCUCAGAGAGUCGGUUGUAUCCAAUGCGGGUGGACCGAGGGGCUGUCUUUGAUCCCGUUCAACUGCUUGACGGUACCGCUUGGGCCCAAGUUCGAGUACGAUAUCCGGGAGUGUCUUCAUCAGUACAUGCAUCUGGAGCCGAUUGAGGGAGUGGAGUGCGCGAAAUGUACUUUGCUGCGCACCCGCACGCAGCUUUUGAAUCUGUUGGCUCAAGUUGACGGGGAAAGUGAAGCCUCGCAAACGGGACCUGGCUCUCAGACGGUCUCGGAUGCUCUCCGGAAGUCGGCCCAGGAACGUCUGGGGGCUGUCGACGAGGCACUGGAGGAGGAGGACUUCGCGGAGAAGACAUUAUCGGAGAAAUGCCACAUCCCGUCGAAGAACAGGGUGUCAAGUACGAAGUCCCGGCAGGCGGUGAUUGCCCGACCCCCGAAGUGUCUGGUUGUCCACAUCAACCGCAGCAUGUUUGACGAAAUGACUGGGAUGCUCCGAAAGAACUAUGCUGCCGUCAAAUUUCCUACGACCAUGGAUCUGAGCGAAUGGUGCUUGGGGGGCGUGUCUCAGGAUCCAGCUCACAGAGACAUAGAGCAAUGGGGAACUGACCCCAGAGUCUCGAUGCUGUCACGAGGCCGCGGAGACGAUUCCUCCAGCCGGUUCUAUGAAUUGCGAGCCGUGGUCACGCAUUAUGGUCGCCACGAAAACGGUCAUUACAUUUGCUACCGAAAGUACCCGACAGAGGUUUUCCCGGCCCACGUACCCGAAGCCGUCCUGGAGGCGGACGGCGACAAGGAAAAAUCGGAGCGGUGGUACCGACUCAGCGACGAGGACGUGCAGAUGGUCAGCGAAGCCAGCGUGCUGUCCCAAGGCGGUGCGUUCAUGCUCUUCUACGAAGCAGUGGAGCCGAGCUCCUCUUGGAAGGCAGACUCGGACGAGCUAGCCUCACAAGCAGGCGACAUCUCGCACUCGUCGAUCUCCAGCAGGCGCCCGUCUGACAGCGUGUCGGCUACAUCAGCGACGGGGGACUCGGUUUCGGAUGUAUCGCAAGCACCCAGCGUGGCUGCCUCGCUACCGGUAGAUUUGCACAACGAGAAACCCCCGCUGGGCUUGAAGGUGGAUUUAUGAAACCUUUCUGUCACACACCCUAGAUUCUGUAUAUCAGCGUUAUAUGAUACCCCAACCAAUGUGCGCAACCCGUUUGAAGACGGCUGGUCUCUCUGUCGCCUUUGGAGACAUGUCUUCUCGCUUUUGUUUCUUAUUGGACAGUGCUCUACCUGCAGUGUACAACAAUGCCUGUAUUUUAGGGAGAGGCCUGAGAUGCCGUUGGCGAUGAGUGGGCGCAUUACUUCGCAUUCCUUGGAACGCGGAUAUUUAGCACGUUAAGUAAUUGGCAUUUCUAUGGGAUGUUGUCGGUGAUACUCGAUGAUCCUGUACAAUGUCCACUGACACCAUUGCAACCCAAUGCCUGUUUCCUGUACUGUACUGCAUAUAUCCAGAUUACCCCAACAACGCCAG
Molecule: messenger RNA, 2484 nt
Organism: Aspergillus saccharolyticus JOP 1030-1
Lineage: Eukaryota; Fungi; Ascomycota; Eurotiomycetes; Eurotiales; Aspergillaceae
Product: ubiquitin-specific protease UBP1
Exons: 1
Coding region: 76-2094 (672 amino acids)
Biological process (GO): protein deubiquitination
Cellular component (GO): cytosol; nucleus
Molecular function (GO): cysteine-type deubiquitinase activity; cysteine-type endopeptidase activity
Source: RefSeq, a predicted model, not a curated record